Molecule: messenger RNA, 886 nt
Organism: Trichobilharzia szidati
Lineage: Eukaryota; Metazoa; Platyhelminthes; Trematoda; Strigeidida; Schistosomatidae
Source: the annotation of a GenBank genome assembly
UGUCGUGUAUUGUGUUCUGUCAAGGGUAUUCAGGAGCGCGGAACACUAAUUGUUAAAAUGUGCGCAGCUGUUUCUCCGAAAGUUAGGGCUAUUGUUGACCGAAUUAUCCGUGUUGACCAUGCUGGAGAGCUCGGUGCUAACAAAAUUUAUCAGGGGCAGUUACUUGUUCUCGGAAAAUCCAGCGUUGGACCUAAAAUAAAGGAAAUGCGUGAACAAGAAGAGGAACAUCUUAAAAAAUUUGAAGAACUGAUUCCUAUACACAGAGUGAGGCCUACAUUGCUUCUACCUCUGUGGAGUGUUGCUGGUUUCGCAUUAGGAGUGGGAAGUGCACUUUUAGGAUCAAAAAGUGCUAUGGCCUGUACUGUUGCUGUUGAGUCUGUGAUAUCCGAACACUACAAUAAUCAAAUUCGCGAACUUAUGGAAUCUGAUCCUGAAAAUUACCAAGAAUUACUGAAGACAUUGAAAAAGUUCCGUGAUGAUGAAAUUGAACAUCAUGAUACGGGUAUUGAACACGAGGCUGAAAAGGCUCCUUUCUACAAAAUUAUGUCGCAAGUAAUUAAAGCAGGUUGUCGUGCAAGUAUCUAUCUGGCGGAGCGCAUCUGAUGGUAGCAUUACAGUAGUAACCUUGUACAAUGAUUACUGAUUACCCUUCAUGAUAUUUCCUGGUGUUUUAACGUCCUACAGUGUAAAUUCCUUCAUACCUUAUACUUUCUAAUUAGUAUUUAACUUGUUCUCACGCAAUACUUGUUUUCUUUUUUUUAAAUGAGAAGAAAUUACCACUGUUCAUACGUAAACAGCGGUUUAAUUUUCGAUCUUAGCUACUGUCUUCUUCAAUGAAUGCUUAUCUGACUUCUGUGCGAUUAGUAAUAUAUAUAUAUAUAUAUAU